UAUGAGAGCCCUAAUUCUUCUCGCCGUGGUGGCAAGCGUCAGUGUCUAUGGGCAAUUCUCGAAAGCCGGACAGAAAGCCAUCGUCGAUGCCCAUAAUACGCUGAGAUCUUCCAUUGCCAAAGGCACCUAUGUGGCGAAUAAGACCAGGAAGGAGCCGGGAAGCAAUAUUUUGAAAAUGAAAUGGGACCCCACUAUCGCCAAAUCCGCCCAAGCCUACGCCAACACAUGCCCCACUGGACACGGAAAAUCAAAGUACGGAGAAAAUCUCUACUGGCGUUGGUCUGGCGCUGUUAUAAAGAGCAUUGACGAUUACGGAGUGCGCGCUUCAGGCGCAUGGGCUAGCGAGUUCCAAAAGUAUGGAUGGAAAACCAACAAGCUGGAUUCGGCUCUCUUCAAGACUGGCAUCGGACACGCUACUCAAAUGGCGUGGGCUUCGACUGGAUCGAUCGGGUGUGGCGUGAAAAAUUGCGGGAUGGAUAAGAAUAAAAUGUACAAGGUUGCCGUGGUGUGUCAGUACAGUGCGCGCGGAAACAUGAUCAACAACAACAUCUACACCGCCGGAAAGACAUGCUCCGCGUGUCCAGCAAAGACCAAGUGCGAGAAGGCGACCGGGCUUUGUGUUUAGUUUCCAAUUGAAUAAAUUAAUUUCCUCGAUC
Molecule: messenger RNA, 656 nt
Organism: Caenorhabditis elegans
Lineage: Eukaryota; Metazoa; Nematoda; Chromadorea; Rhabditida; Rhabditidae
Gene: scl-15
Product: SCP domain-containing protein
Exons: 3
Coding region: 2-625 (207 amino acids)
Source: RefSeq, marked reviewed